AUGAAUUUCAUACUAUUUGGAAGUUUCUUAUUAAUUAUAAUCAAUUACGGAGAGGCAACAACUUGUCCUACUGGAUAUAAUGUAAUUACACAGGGGUGUUACAAAGUAAUUAAUGGUACUGGUGGUGGAUCAUGGAAUUAUGCUCGAGAAUAUUGUUAUAAUGAUUCGUCAGUAUUAUUAAAAAAUGAAACUGUACCAAAUGCAACAACACAUCUACUUGCAUUGGAAGUUCUUACAGAAAAAAAUUCUUUAUUCUAUUGGAUGGCAGCUUAUGGCCUUCAUAGUCAAUUUUGGAUUGAUGGCACUGUUUCAUUAUCAACAUGGGAAUGGUCAGGACAGUCAAUAACAUGGUAUUUUGAGGCAUCACAACGAGCAGUUAUAGGCAAUGGAACAAACUAUAAACUUGUCUAUAAUUCAACUCAACAAGGUUAUCAAAUAGCUGAUGAUAUUCAAAAUAGUCGACUUUUUUUUAUUUGUGAAUAUCAAGUUCCAUGCAUUAAUAGUACUACAUGUCAACCCAAUGGGCAAUGUUAUCUGAAUCUUGGACAAGAACUUUGUGUUUGCAAUCCAGGAUACACUGGUGUUUCUUGCGAAACUGAAGUGGAUAAUUGUUUAUCAGCACCAUGUCAACAUGAUGGAGUAUGCAUAGAUGCUAUAAAUAACUAUACAUGUGAUUGUUCAAGUACAUUUUAUACUGGACCAAAUUGUGACAUAGAAUUACCUGAUAAAACAGAACAUAAACGUUCUACAGCAUUUUGGACUAAUUUUGGUCUUGUAAUGUUUGUAAUAGCUAUGUUAACAAUAUCUGAUUUACCAUGGCACAAUAUUUCGACUAGUAUGGGAUGUUCAAAUUAUAAUUUUAAUAUUUUUGGAAAAAAAAACAUAGAAGAAAGUACUAAUGAAAUGGAUGUUUAUCCAUCCGAGUCAACUGCAUAUAAUGGUGAUAAUGGAGGAAAAAAGAAGUCAGUAAAUGAUGGAGUAACAGUAAUGAAAGGCAAGAAUUAUAAUGUAAUGAAUACAGUAUGGAAUCCGGAUUAUUCAAACUUUCAAACACCAAGAAAUCCUCAAUAUAAUGGAUAUUUUUCUCCAGAUCAAAAUACAGUACCUAGUAUAACACAAAUACAAUCACAUGCAAUUAAUGCUGCAUCUAAACCAAAACCAAUAGAAGAUAAACGUAUUUAUGCUGUUGAUAUAAAUGAUUCAACAGCAACAACAACAACAAGAACAGCAACGCCAAGAGAUCCUGCUGAUACAAUGGUUAGUUGGACACAACAAUUACAAGAACAAUUACGAAAUAAAAAAGCUCGUGAAACAAGUGCUGCAUCAACUAAGCAGUUAAUUCACUCGGCAAAUUCAAAUGAUAAUUAA
This is a messenger RNA of Adineta steineri, 1368 nucleotides long. Lineage: Eukaryota; Metazoa; Rotifera; Eurotatoria; Adinetida; Adinetidae. The record is from the annotation of a GenBank genome assembly.